AUGCCGAAGGUUGACGCUCCUAUUAUCUGUGAAGGGAAGCUGACGUUCUCAGACUCGGUUAAGUAUCUGGGAGUCAUAUUAGAUAGCAGACUGAGCUGGGCAAAGAACGUGGAGACCCAAUGCAGAAAAUUCGUCAUGACUUUCUGGAUGUGUAGGAGAGCUUUUGGGUUGAGGCUCCUUCAUGCGGCUGUGGUCUGGUGGCCACAGGCAGAACUCAAAACGAUGCUGGACAGGCUGCGACGAUGGCAAACGCUAGCGUUUAGGGGUCUAACAGGAGCAAUGAGGACUAUUCCUACAGCAGCAAUAGGCUUCAUGCUCUGCGAAGAACCUCUUCACCUUGCGAUAACUGCAAAAGCGGCACACGCGAUGGGCUGCCUGUGCGAGGAGGAGGGAAGUGGUAGUCCCGCUUGGGAGACGUGCUACUGUCUUUCAGGCGGAGGUUCUUGCCGUUCUUCGAAGUGCAGAGAUGUAUUAGAGGAAAACGCGGCUGCAAGACAGAUUACUAUCUGUUCAGACAGCAAAGCGACACUAACUGCAGUGGGAAACCCAGAUAUAACAUCUGAACUGGUUUGGGAAUGCAAAAAGGCAUUAAACCGAGUUGCAGAAAAGAAUGAAGUGGCUCUCAUAUGGGUCCCUGGUCAUACAGGGAUCAAGGGCAACGAGAAAGCGGACCAGCUGGCAAGAAGCGGUGCGACAGGCUGGGGUCGCCGACAGGCGAAGUCUCUCCUGGGCUAUACGUGCAGAAUGGACAGAGCCAGGGAAAUCUUGGGCUUGCCAAAGAAAGACGUAAGGACAGUGAUUCAGAUGCUCACUGGGCACAACCACUUAAACUAUCAUAUGCAAAAAAUGGGGUAUAACUCCACUACUGAGUGCAGGAGAUGUGGCAGGGAUGAUGAAACAUCCUUGCACGAAAUAUACAAGUGCCCAGCGUUGGCAAGGCUCAGGCAUCAAACCCUUGGGUCCUAUUUUAUGGAACCUGAGGAAGCUACAAUGUUAUCGGUGUCUGACUUGCUGGGCUUCUUUAAGAGGUCUGGGGUAAACUACUGA
Messenger RNA from Belonocnema kinseyi, 1047 nucleotides. RefSeq lists its product as uncharacterized. The transcript is spliced from 3 exons. Lineage: Eukaryota; Metazoa; Arthropoda; Insecta; Hymenoptera; Cynipidae. Bases 1 to 1047 code for a protein of 348 amino acids. Gene Ontology annotation, molecular function: nucleic acid binding; RNA-DNA hybrid ribonuclease activity. The record is from RefSeq and is a predicted model, not a curated record.